UUCUUAUUUAAUUAAAAGCGUAGACAAUUUCUUUGCUCAUUUUUGCUGCAUACGGUUUUAAUAUCAGUUAUUUUGAUUGAAAUAAUAUGGCCAAUCGCGGAAAUCGGGGCCGUAAAACAGAGGAAGUGGUUGAUAAUACUAUUAAUUACGUUCAAUGUGAUGGUUUGGCAGUGAUGAAAAUUGUCAAGCAUUGUCAUGAGGAAUCUAGCACUAUGGAUUUAGCACAAGGUGCUCUUCUUGGUCUGGUAGUUGACAAAUGCCUUGAAAUUACGAAUUGUUUUCCGUUUCCCAAAAGCGACGACGAGACAAUGGAUGAGGAAAUGUAUCAGUUAACUAUGAUGAGGCGCUUGCGUCGCGUAAAUGUUGACCAUUUUCAUGUAGGCUGGUAUCAAAGUGCCAACGUCGGCAACUUUUUAUCUGUGGCACUAUUGGAAUCGCAAUUUCAUUAUCAAACCAGUAUUGAAGAAUCAGUGGUGGUAGUUUAUGACACACAAAAGUCAAGUCGCGGUUUCCUGUGCUUGAAAGCCUAUCGCUUAACACCGCAAGCAAUACAAAUGUAUAAGGAUAACGAAUUCACCCCAGAGGCUUUGCGCAAUCUAAAAGUGGGCUACGAACGUUUGUUUGUGGAAAUUCCAAUCGUAAUUAAAAAUUCGCCUUUAACCAAUAUAAUGAUGAGUGAGCUAAGCGAAAUGAUGCCUGAAGAGCAAGGACACAAUUUCCUUGAUUUGGCUACUGCUUCGGUAUUAGAGAAUCAUAUGCGUUGCUUAAUCGAACGUGUUGAUGAACUAUAUCAGGAAUCAACACGUUACAAUAAAUACCAGCAGGCAGUCUUCAAACAGGAAACAGAAAAACAUCGUGCCUUGGCUAAACAGGCUGCUGAUAAUGCUAUGCGUGUUUCCAAAGGAGAACCUCCCAUACCCGAAGAGGAAGUCUUAAAACAAUUUCGACCUUUACCAGUACCGCCAAGGCUUAAUGCUACCAUUACAUCGGGACAGAUUAACACUUACUCACAGCACAUGUCACAAUUUUGCUCGCAGUCUUUGGCGAAAUUAUUUAUUACUCAGUCUUUACAAAAUGCCAAGGAGGCAAAAGAUGCUAAGUAAAUUUUUCGAAAAGAUCCUUCAUUCCGUCUUUGCAUUUAUUGUUAAAAAAAAAUAUAUUAAAUACUUGUAAUAAAUUGCCGUAAAUUAGACGGACGGGAAAUAACUAAA
Glossina fuscipes is the source of this 1211-nucleotide messenger RNA. RefSeq names its product eukaryotic translation initiation factor 3 subunit H. Lineage: Eukaryota; Metazoa; Arthropoda; Insecta; Diptera; Glossinidae. Gene Ontology annotation, molecular function: translation initiation factor activity; metallopeptidase activity; protein binding. Gene Ontology annotation, cellular component: cytosol; eukaryotic translation initiation factor 3 complex; cytoplasm. Bases 87 to 1103 code for a protein of 338 amino acids. The transcript has 3 exons. The record is from RefSeq and is a predicted model, not a curated record.